This is a messenger RNA of Bombus pascuorum, 3001 nucleotides long. Its product is annotated as proline-, glutamic acid- and leucine-rich protein 1-like. The coding region runs from base 165 to 2543 and encodes 792 amino acids. Gene Ontology annotation, cellular component: nucleus. The record is from RefSeq and is a predicted model, not a curated record. The transcript has 8 exons. NCBI's taxonomy places the organism in Eukaryota, Metazoa, Arthropoda, Insecta, Hymenoptera, Apidae. Gene Ontology annotation, biological process: rRNA processing.
UAUAUUAGAAAUGCAAAAUGUAGUUACAGUUAAAUAUAGUUAUUGUGUACUCGAUCGAUUCUUGCGUUGUACAUAGAAAAUAUACAUACUUCAUAGGUAGAUUCCCUUAUAGUUAACCUCACUUGUGAGUUUGCCAAAAGUACGUUGAUCGCUAUAGAAAUAAAAUGGCAACAAUAAUGGAAUUGAUUGAUUCUUUUGAUCAUGAAUCAAAAGAGUAUGAAGAAUUCUUGCAACACUUAAUAUGUUUUAACAGAGAUAUACCAUUUGAUGUAGAAGAGGUUGAACAACUAGAGGAUGUCUUUGUAUCGACUGUAAAUAACUAUUUAAAUGAAUCACAUUCUCGAUGUAAAGCUUUAUUACUUUUGAACAUGAUUUUACCACAAUGCUCGACAGAUACUCUUUUAAGAUAUUGCACAUUAUGGAUAACAAAAGCUACCCAAGUAUUAAAUAGUAUCCAUAGUACGCCACAAGACUUAUCAAUUUCUUGUAAAAUUAUUGGACGUCUGAUUAUCAGAUCAAAAGACAUUCCUGAUCUACAAAGACAAGUAUCUAAGCAACAUGUAAAGUCGCUUAUCGAUGUAAUCAGUAAUUUGAGUACAGAAACGAAGUGUGGUCCAGUAUAUUAUUUGAUUGCUGUAUUGUUACAUCGAUAUCCAGAAAUUUGUGAACGUCAUCAGGAGACUAUAAAAACCAUUAUACUACUACAAGUUGAUUCUACGCAAGAAAAUCUGGUUUGUGCCAGUGCAAAAUGCUAUGCCCUUCUGGCAAAAGCAACAGAGCGUUCGUUUAAACCUCCACCGUCGAAACCAAAUUAUAAUGGAUGGAUAUAUAACCAAGCACUUAUUUGCAAUAGCUUACAUGUAAUAAUGGAUGAAUUAUUUUCAAACUUGACAGAAUUAGAAAACGUGGACAUAUGGGAUAAAUUAGAAUUACCUGAUAUAUCUGAAGAGAAUAUCAUUCAAUUCUAUUUUACACAGAAACAAAGAUUUUCGAACUUGUGUUCUUAUUUAUCAUUUAUGUUAUGUGGACUUGAUGAAAAUAAUUCAGUAUUACCACAUGAGAUCUUGAAGGUUUUAUGUAGAGGAUUAGCGAUACAACCGUCAAACAUAAAAAAUCAAAAUUCUGUUAAAGAACAAAUUUUAUAUCUUAUUUUACCAAAACUACAUAUUGCUUUAUUCAACGUUCUGAAUUCGCUGAUAAAUGGAUUUAAAGAACAGUUAGUAUCGUAUGGAUCGACGAUAUUGGAACUGCUUCUUCAAACAUUGCAAUGGACAGAGAAUGCUUUAGAAAACCAAAUAACGAUUAGUAAAGACAAACCAUUUAGAAAUGUGAGGAUAUCUGUUUAUAAAUGUCUGAACUCUUGGUUAAUGAAUACUAAUUCAUUAUCUGGUAUAGAGACAGUUGCGGAUGAAUAUCUUCCUUCUAUAUUAAAAGAUAUUGUACCAGAAAAAAGUCGUGUUUUAUUGACUAUUCAAAAAACGCAAGAUUUAUCAAAAAGAGCAUUGAAGCGUUUCCGAAAUAGUCAAUAUGAGAAUGGUAUACAUUUGAGUAAUGGAAUUGCUUCUAAUAAAGAGCAUUAUUUGGAUACGGAUGUAUGUAAAGUGGCUCUUGAUAUAUUGCAAAAUAUAUUUUUCAAUGGCGGUACUCUCUUAAAACAAACAUUUUUUAAGACUGUACAAAAUAUUGUAAUACCUUUGCUGUACGACUGUUAUUUGAGUACAAGUGAAGAAAAAUUUUAUAAAGAACAUACUCACUGUCGUUUGUUACUAUUUAGAGUUUUGAGAGCUCUGCAAAUGAAUCCGCAUUCCUUAACACCUUUACCUACGCAAUACUCUCUAGAGAUAUUUGAAAUGGCUUUGAAUGAUAAUAAUUUACAUAUUAUUCAAGAAGCCAGAGUGGCAUUGGCUGAACUUGAAAAAAUCAUGCAUCCUCAUGCUCCACCUAUUCAACUAACUCAAGUAGAGACAAUAGAAAAGGAAUUUGUUACUGGUGAACAAAUUGUACAAGGACAUAGUACAAUGGAAAACGUACUUUCACCUGUUAUUGAAACUAUUGCGGACGAAGGUGUAGAAUCAUCGCCAAAUAAAAAAUUAAAAAUUACAAAAUCACAGAUUCAUAGUGAAAUUGUUGAAUCUGGGAUAGAAAAUGUUAUUAAAGAUAAACUGCAUAUUACACAAACAAGCAAAGAUAUUGUAGAAGAACAAGAUAACACGAUAAAAGAACAAAUAACAGUCACAAUACUGAAUAAAGAUAUUGUAGAAAGUGAACAAGCUGCACAAAUUUCUGACGAAUCAGUAAAUAAAACUGCUUCAAUGACAGUCGUGACUAGUGAUACAGAAAUACCGAAAUCAGUGUCAUCCUUGAACGUUAUUAAACAAACUGACGGUAUUUGUAUUGGAAAUACGAAUACAACAGGAGCUAUUAAGCGUACCUCGAAAAAUAUUUCUAAAAUAUCUGAAGUAGAUAAAGAACAUUUUGCACAAGAAGAAGAGGAAGAAGAAAUACUGCAAUUGUUCCAGGAUGUACUAAAGAAUGACAGUUAAUCACAUUUUGAACAUUUUAAAUUCGCGAUAUAUAUAUAUAUAUAUAUAGAAUUGUACUUGUGGAUUAUAUAUUUGGCUGCUGAAAUUUCUUUCCAAAUAUAGUUUUUAUAUUUAUAUUUUGUACUUUCUAUCAAGUCAUUGAUUUUUAGGAUUUUAAAAUUCGUUAUAGAGAUUUUUUAAUCAUAGAGCAUCAUUAUGAGAAUUUUAUAAUUGUAUAUACAAUUAUUUACUUCUCGAUAAUUUCGAUAAUGCGAACGUAAAGGCAGCACUAACUCCAGUACCAUGACCAAGUGCUAUAAUUCUUUUUUUGAUGUUCAUCAAAAUAUUCUAUAUGAUCUUCCACUUAUUUAACUUAACUUAAAAACUUAAAAAUCCUAACAUAAAUGUGUAACAUCAUGUAUGAAAAGUAUCUUUUCUGUCUUACUAUUAUACAAUGAAAAUAAAUAUUAUAAUAAUUA